Gavialis gangeticus (Gharial) is the source of this 3105-nucleotide messenger RNA. Its product is annotated as carnitine O-palmitoyltransferase 2, mitochondrial-like. Bases 70 to 2049 code for a protein of 659 amino acids. Gene Ontology annotation, cellular component: mitochondrion. The record is from RefSeq and is a predicted model, not a curated record. NCBI's taxonomy places the organism in Eukaryota, Metazoa, Chordata, Crocodylia, Gavialidae. Gene Ontology annotation, molecular function: carnitine O-palmitoyltransferase activity. The transcript is spliced from 5 exons. Gene Ontology annotation, biological process: fatty acid beta-oxidation.
CAACGGCUACCGUGGGUUUCGUGUCGCUUGGGCUGGCUCCCGCUCGCGCGUGCUGAGGCCGGGGGGGCGAUGCUCCGGGCGCGGCCUCUGUGCGGCGGGAGGGUGGGCCCCACGGGGCGGCGCCGGUACUGGCGUAGCGUGGGGCUGACCGAGGGCAUCGUCUCGGAGCUGGACACGGACCACCGCUUCGUGCACCGCAGCACCAUCCCCACCAUGCACUUCCAGCCCAGCCUGCCCAGAUUGCCUGUUCCAAGAUUGGAGGAUUCUGUCAGGAGAUACCUGACUGCUCAGAAGCCCCUACUGGAUGACGAACAGUACAGAAAUACAGAAAGAAUUGCCAAGGAGUUUCAAAAAGGAAUAGGCAAGCAGUUACAUCAAGAUCUCGUUGAACUAGAUAAAAAGAAUAAAUAUACGAGUUAUAUAUCAGGUCCUUGGUUUGAUAUGUAUUUAUCUGCCAGAGAACCUGUUGUUUUAAACUUCAACCCUUUUAUUUGUUUAACUCCUGAUCCAAAAGAAGCAUACAACAAACAGCUACUGAGAGCUACAAAUUUGGUAGUAUCAUCCAUAAAAUUUCUCAACUCUCUAAGGAGUAACUGUUUACGGCCAGAUAUAUAUUAUGUCAACCCCAAAUGGAGCAAGAGUAGGCCCUUCAAACACUUCAUCCGCUUUCUUCCAUCUUCUGUGGCUUGGUAUGGAGCACUUCUGGUAAAUGCGUAUCCGCUAGAUAUGUCACAGUACAAGUGUCUCUUCAACAGUUCCAGAAUUCCUAAAUUAAACAAAGAUGAACUGUUUACAAAUGAAUGUGCAAGACAUUUGUUGGUAAUGAGAAAUGGUCACUUUUAUAUUUUUGAUGUUUUGGAUCAUCUUGGUAACAUUCUGCAUCCAUCUGAAAUUAAGGCUUAUUUGCUUUAUAUUUUGCAAGAUGCAGAUCACUUGCCUGAAUCUUCCCUUUGUUAUUUAACCACUGAAGACAGAAAUACUUGGGCAAAAAUAAGACAACAGCUUAUCGAAGCGGGUAAUGAAGAAAACUUAAUGAAAAUUGAUAGUGCAGUCUUUUGCCUAUGUUUAGAUAAUAGUUCCCCAAAGGAUGAUGAUGAGCUUUCACAUUGCAUGCUUCAUGGAAAUGGUUUCAAUCGCUGGUUUGACAAAUCUUUUAGUUUGAUUGUCACGUCUGAUGGCACUGCAGGGAUAAACUUUGAACAUUCUUGGGGAGAUGGAGUCGCAGUCCUUCGUUUUGCUAAUGAAGUACAUAGAAACAGUACAAGGCAUCCAGCUCUUGUACCACAGUCUGCGCUAAGUGCUGUAAAGUGUGAGAGACUGGAGUUUAAAUUGAAUGAUUCAGUAAACUCUGCUAUAAAUACAGCACGUAUGAAAUUUGAUAAAAUAAAGCAGAAAAUGUUUGUGAGACAGUUCAGAUUCCAGAAGUUUGGAAAAGAAUUUAUAGUGAAGCAAAAGCUGAGUCCAGAUGCUGUUUUUCAACUUGCAUGUCAGAUAACUGCUUAUCGACAGUAUGGAAAAAUGGUUUCUUGUUAUGAAGCAUGUAGCACGGCUGCUUUUAAACAUGGUCGUACAGAAACAAUUCGACCCACAUCUGUGCUGUCACAACAGUGUUCUCGUGCGUUUGUUGAAGAACGGAGCAAACAUGCUGUGGCAGAACUGAGAGACUUGAUUGACAAAUGUUCAAAGUACCACAGACGGCUACAGCUAGAAGCUGCAUUAGGCAAAGGAUUUGAUCGCCACUUAUUUGCACUGAAACAUCUUGCAGCAACCAAAGGUGAACAUAUGCCUGAAUUUUUUCUCGACUCAGCCUAUCAGAGAAUAAAUCAUAAUAUCCUUUCAACUAGUACAUUACACAGUCCUGCAGUACAUCUUGGUGGAUUUGGGCCAGUGGUGCCAGAUGGCUUUGGAAUUGGGUAUCAUGUAUUUGAUACGUGGUUAGGAUGUAACGUAACUAGCUAUUUAGAUAAAGAACAACAAGAAUUUCUGAGCUCCCUUGAGCUUAGUUUAAAUGAUAUUUUAGAUGUGUUGGAGGGAAAUCCUCUUGCGUAACAUCAUAAAUGAUACACAACAUCAGUACUUUUCAACUAAAUUCUGAUCAAUAAAAAUAAUGGUGCAAAAUUUUGAAGAAUCUAAUAAUGAGCACAAAACACUUGGAAAUGUGGCAGAUGAAGAUGGUAAUUAUAAACAAAAAUGUGAGCCAUUUAUAUUCAGUGGACUGACAAGAUGUUCUCCAUUCUUGGCAUGUCUCUUAUUUUGUUGUUUCUGUGUUUUUGUUUUUCAACAUUUAUUAAGGCCUUUAAGAAGUAUUUUUGCAGAUUUUUUUGCUGAUUUCUUCCUGUUCUAGUGAAAUCUAUUAAUUUAUGCUUGUGUGGGUUUUUUUUCAUUCUCCUGUUUAUAUUUUACAGUUGUAUUAUUUUGGCAUAGUACUGUACUAUGUCUUCAUUGUUGUGCAUGUUCAAAUAUGCUUGUUAAAAUAAAAGUUUAACUUAUUCAUUACUGGAAACAUUUUGCUCACCGUGCCUCAGUUAUUAUAGAGGCCAAACAUUUUAUUGAUUUUAAUGCUGACAUGAUGCUUCUGUUACAAAUUCUGUUUUUUAUGGGGUAGUUGAAUAUUUCCUUUUAAAAGUAAAUAAAUGUUUUGGUUAAAUUACUAGGAAACGUUAGUUACACCUAUUAUCAACCCCAAGAGGGUUAAUUCUGCUUGGUUUACUUAUGCAAGUACUUGUGCACCCUGGCCUUCAAGACCUAGAAUUGAACCCAAGGUUCUUGAGUGUCACCAUUCCCCUGUGGUCAGCAAAUAAGUGAAAACCAUUGUUAUAGUAGACAUUUCAUCUCCUCCUAGUGCUGUUCUACAUAGAGGAUAACUACCUACUACCUGUUUAUUUCAUUUGUUCAACUACCACAGGUCUGUGCUGUGGGUCUAAAAGUUUCAAAACUGCUCAUUUACCAUGUGGGUGUUGGUAGAAUUUCAUGCAAUCUGUUUCUUUCAGUUGUUUGUUUUUUUUUCACCUAUGCAAUUAUACAAAAAAGUCUGUUAAGGUUUCAAAAUUAAGUAUUCAAAGAAAUUUAAAAAUGUUGAAAUUAAAGUUGUGUGCGCAAAGUUAA